This is a messenger RNA of Cucurbita maxima (winter squash), 2394 nucleotides long. Its product is annotated as probable serine/threonine-protein kinase PIX7. The record is from RefSeq and is a predicted model, not a curated record. Gene Ontology annotation, molecular function: protein kinase activity; ATP binding. The transcript is spliced from 6 exons. NCBI's taxonomy places the organism in Eukaryota, Viridiplantae, Streptophyta, Magnoliopsida, Cucurbitales, Cucurbitaceae. Gene Ontology annotation, biological process: protein phosphorylation. The coding region runs from base 734 to 2008 and encodes 424 amino acids.
ACACGAAGUCCCUAAUCGGCUGCAAUCUUGUAGCUCCCACCCAUUUUGGAAUAUAUCCAGCCCCAUCGUUUUCCUUGCACGUAUACAGAUAGAGAAAUCCAAAAGGAUUUCAUUUAGAUAUGUUCUUGACUGACUUUCCAUUGGAUUUGACCAAACAGUGAUUAGUAUCCGAACUUGUUUUCACUUAGGAAAGGCAUUUGGGUGGAUGGAAAUUGGAAUAUUAACUUAUUUCCAAUGCCUUUGCUUUGUAGCUGCCUAUUGGCAUAUUAUUAGCUUUUCUCCAUUCUUUUUAUUUGUUUAUUCAUUACUUUUGGUUCCAAUUUCUGCUUGAAAUGAAUUGGGAAAGGAAAAUAGAACAGGGAGGAACAUUACCAAGGAACUGUUUGUUUACAAAGACAUCGAUGGGCUUCCUCUUUGAUUGUCAUAACUUCCAUAGACAAAGCAUUUCUGGUAAUUUUGCACUGAUCCCAUUCCCCACACAAAAGGUGGUGGUAAAGAAAAGUUCUUUUUGUACACACUGCGAUGAUGGCGAUGAUGAUGCCUGCAAUCCCCAACAAACAGCAGCAUCAACCCCCGAACAAAAUUCCUCUCCUUUUCUCUCUCUUGUCCCAUUCCUUUUCGUCUCCCUUCUCCAUCUCAUCUCCCCCAUAAUUGUGUGUGGUUAAUGUUUUCGAUUUCGCCAUGCUAAUCACACCCCAUUAGAACUGAAACUAACCAGCUGCAGCUUGAGGGUAUGGAGAAAAGGUAUGGUUGUUGGGCUGUUUUGACUCGUACUGUUUCUGGUGUUUGCAAAUCCUCUGCUUCCAGAGAUUCUCCCAACACUAUUCCUCGAACUAGCCUAGUUUAUGAUUCUGCUACCGAAACACGGUAUUUAAAUGCUAGCAACAGAGAUCUCUGUACCCUAAAUGAAACUGAGCUAGCCUCUGAUAAUGCCAAUUCAACACGAUCAGAUAACAAAACAACAAGCAAACUUCUUCAGUUCUCUUUUCAUGAGCUCAAGGCUGCCACUGGAAACUUUAGACCUGACAGUAUUCUUGGGGAAGGUGGAUUUGGUUUUGUCUUUAAAGGAUGGAUUGAAGAGAAUGGGACAGCCCCUGCAAAACCUGGAUCAGGGAUUACAGUAGCUGUUAAGAGCAUGAAACAAGAUGGUCUUCAAGGCCACAGAGAAUGGGUGGCUGAGGUUGCUUUUCUUGGACAACUUCACCACCCGAAUCUUGUUAAGCUUAUAGGUUACUGUAACGAAGAUGAUCAACAUUUGCUUGUUUACGAGUUUAUGAGCCGUGGAAGUCUUGAAAACCAUAUUUUCAGAAGGACUAUACCUCUUCCAUGGUCCAAUAGGAUUAAGAUCGCCCUUGGAGCAGCGAAAGGAUUGGCCUUUCUUCAUAGCGGUCCAGUACCUGUUAUCUAUAGAGAUUUUAAGACAUCCAACAUCUUGCUUGAUUCUGAAUACAAUGCAAAGCUUUCGGAUUUUGGUUUUGCAAAAGCAGGACCUCAAGGGGACAAAACACAUGUUUCUACUAGGGUGAUUGGAACAUAUGGCUAUGCUGCUCCUGAAUAUGUAAUGACAGGACAUCUGACAUCUAAAAACGAUGUUUAUAGCUUUGGUGUUGUGCUUCUUGAGAUUGUAACGGGGAGAAGAUCCAUGGACAAAAAACGUCCGAGUGGGGAACAAAAUCUUGUCUCAUGGGCUCGACCAUAUUUAGCUGAUAAAAGAAGGCUAUAUCAUAUAGUGGAUCCCCGUUUGGAAUUCAACUAUUCCAUUAAAGGGGUGCAGAAGGUCUCCCAGCUUGCUUGCAGUUGCCUCAGCAGGGAUCCAAAACUACGUCCAACCAUGGACGAAAUCGUGAAGGUUCUGACUCCACUGCAAGAUCUCAACGAUCUCGCCAUCCUAACGUCUCACUGCCGCUUAUCUUCACAAGGGAGGCGCAAGAAGAAACCUGAUGGCCUCACCUACUCUCAAAGCUUCAGAGCAUCUCCACUGAACACUGGAAAGCAGCAUAUAAGGUGACCAAUCUCUAAUUCCUCUCUGAUGUUGAAAAGUAAACAUAGGUCGGAAAUGUUCGUGCUUGAUAACUGGAUUUGUUGGGAUAAUAUUACAUAUGAACCAUGUUUAUUUCUCUAUAUCAUUCAAAUAUUUGCCAGAACCAGAGGCAGAAUGGGAGUGGAAAUGGGAAAUAUUUAGCUUUACUUCCCAAUUGGAUCUUCUUUUGUGGGUCUGCAUUACCUUACCCUGUUAGUCAUAUGUAACUUACAGCUACACGAGAUCUUCCAGCGUCAUGGUUGUCUAUUUGCAGUCGCUUUCAGUUUCGGUGCUCUUUUGUGGAUGUAUCUUUCUUGAACAUUUAUGGGGAAUAUGAAUGAAGUCUUCCUUUCUUUGAGGAAUUCCACCAUUAA